Messenger RNA from Caenorhabditis bovis, 1014 nucleotides. NCBI's taxonomy places the organism in Eukaryota, Metazoa, Nematoda, Chromadorea, Rhabditida, Rhabditidae. The record is from the annotation of a GenBank genome assembly.
AUGCUCGAAUUUGUUCGAUUUGUUAAGCUCUGUCGCAUCCAGCAAUGCGGUUUAAAGGCGCAUAAGCGCAGAUGGUAUCAGAGAGAACAACUUGAAGUACACUUCGGUUGUAAAUGGUAUUUGCUUAGCAUAUACGUGUUGCGCAAGAACGAUAGUACGCCAGAACUAAGGUUCUGGGCUCACUGGCUCACUGGCUCACUGGCUCUCUGGCUCACUCAGCUCACUCAUCUCGCUAGUCUCACUCAGGCUCGACCUCACGCUCGAGGUCUCAACAGCUCACGUUCACCGCCGUCUCAUCUACUCUCCUCAGCCGCUUCCAUCAACAACGACUACGACACCCGCGGACUCGUCGGUAAAGAAGCGCAUCCUGAGACCGAAAAUCCGGAAGAUUUCGAAGAUGUAAAUGUUUCGAAUCUAAUGGCUGGAUCUGGAAUGAUCAAUAUCCCACAUUUUGAUGGACGUCAUGAAGAAUGGAUUCCAUUCUGGGAUAUGUUCAAUGCAUUAGUCCACAGUCAAAAGGCAGCAAAUGUGCUAAAAUUCAACGCAUUGCGAAAGGCAUGCAGUGGCGAAGCAUUGGCCCACCUAAAAAGGUUUCCACAGGAUGGACGUUCCUACCACAAGGCGGUAGAAGCGUUGAAAAGCAUCUACGGAGAUCCAAAGACAGUAUACUCCUUGACCACAGACGAGUUCUUAUUAGCGUUAUCAAGAUUCACCUCGAGAAGAGGAGCACCUGAUUCGAUAACUUCGGACAAUGGCACUACAUUCGUCAUGGCAGCAGAAAUUGCUGAGGACUGCAUGAGGAUUGGAGCAUGCGCAAUGGUAAAACUCGACCAUGCCAUGGCAAUGAAAAAGAUUAAGUGGAACUUCAACGUUGCGGCGGCACCUUGGCAAGCAUUCGAAGUCGGCAAUCAGGAACGACUCAGGGCUAGAGUGACAAAUCCGAAGCAAAACUGGCUGUCGGAAUGGGCAAUGUCGUAUAGAGAUUCGAAAUCAACGAUUUUGAAAUCAUCAUAA